CUGACAAGUUCCAUCGAUAAACUGCCAAGCUGCCAGCACCACCGGAAUGACAUGAGUGAGCCCGAACAGUUUCUCUGACUUUCUACUGCCUUCUUUUCCUCCAUUUUUAAACCGAUAUCGGCUCAACGAAAGGCAGAAUUUGUUUGUUAAACUGCGACUUUGGAGUUUUGGAGUUUAAAAGUUGCCCAGUUUCGCUAGCAACGGCCCGCCGCGCCGGCUCCUGGAGCCGCUGUGUGAGGCAGCAACAUGUCGGAGGAGGUCAGCUUACGGGACCUGCUGAGCCUGUCCAUCGGCACCCCGGAGGCGGGGGCUGUGAACUUCAGCGCCCUGCACACCUUGCUGCUCGCCAUGCUGGAGCAGCUGGGCCUCCGGGACGUCAAGAUCAGCUGGAGGGAGGCUCCUGAGUGCAAGCCGCACGGCCAGCCCGGGCCCGGGGUGCACCCGGCUCAGCCCUUCGGCCACAUCGAGGAGAAGCUGCGGCAGAUCGAGAGGCACAUCGCCCUGGUGGAGGAGCUGCCCACCGGCACCGAGCUGCUGGAGGGGACCACCUCAUCCAAGAUCCCGGUGAAGGACCUGUGGAGGCUGAUGCAGCUCCGCUCCCGCAUCCAGACCAACGAGGACGGCGUGUCCAGGGCCAUGGCGCUUAUCCAGGAUCUGCUGGAGGAGAUCAAAAGCCUGAAGGAGCUGAGAGGCAGCCUGACGAAACAGCUGGAGCAGCUGGAGAGAAUGCAGGUCAGUGAUCUGGCAGAGCGGGUCAGCGUCGUGGAGAAAUGCUGCCGACGUGUCAACGAACUGGAGGACACCACGAGGUCUCUGGGGGAGAGGGUCCAGCGGUAUCCAGAACCAGACAACCUGCAUCAGUGUGCGGCCUGGGAUGUGUUACAGUCAUAUCUGCUUGGAGACAGAGAAAACCUUCCCAAGGGACUUUUAGCCUCAGAUGCUUCUGAUGAGGCCACAGCUGCUAAAGCCACAGCCCUCAACAGAGUCACCAGAGUCACCCCUGGUCCCUCUCACACCAGCCCCCCCUCCUCCUCCAGCCCUCAAACAUCAGCUCCUGUUAGUCCCACGGUAACAGGAGAGCCAGAGAGACGUUUGGCUCCACAAAGCCCAUCAGCCCCCGCCUUGCCAUCGCUUGCUGACGCCCCGCCGGCCCGUGGAGAAGCCCCCCCAUCAGCCGUGCCUCAGCGCGCUCGCUCUGAUACGAGCCUGAGGAAUGUGGUUUUGCCCCUGUGUCAUGUGCCCAGCGGAAGUGAGCAGUUGGCAGAGUCCCUGGAGGCCCUCAGGGACAUCGGCAAGCUGAAGGAGAGCCACAGCAACCUGGAGGCUCAAGUACGGGCGCUGGAGGCAGGAAAGGCGGACCAGGCCCAGCUGGUGCACCUCAAGAAGCUCAUCACUGACAAGGGUGCAAGAGAUGUGCCUGAUGACCUGAUGGAUCAGCUGACUCAGCACCAAGCUCGGAUCGACAGCCUGAUGAGUGACAGGGAGAAGAAUGUGGGGCUGAUGAACAACAUCCAGAGUGCGAUCCUCCAGCUGCAGGGCGAUUGUGAGAAAAUGCAUGAAACCACCGAGCGGCUGGUGGAAGACACCAGGCAGAAGCAGAGCCACAUCGAGCAACUGUACAAGACGAUGCAGCAGCUGGAGGAGAAGAAGGCUGACAAGCAGCUGGUUGAGAUGGAGAUUGGGAUCAAAGCAGAUAAACGUGCCCUGGAGAGCAAGGUGAGCCGUAUGCAGUUUGACUCCAUGACGGAGCAGCUCAGCGCCAUGUUCCACGAGCUGCUGAGCAAAGUGACGGGCCAGGAGCAGGACUGGCACAAGGUCAUGGACAAACUCUCCACCGAGAUGGAGUGCAAGCUGAACCGGAUCGAGCUGGACUCUGUGAAGAAGCAGCUUGAGGAUCACUGGAAGAACAUCCAGCGGCAGCUACGGGCUCAGCCGGCCCCGGAGCUCAAGGACGCCGCCGGCAUCAGAAGGCAGCUUGUGGCCCGAUUCCACUGCAUCUCCUGUGCCCGCCCCGUCGACAUGCAGACCCCAGGACCGCACAUAAUGACGUUGCCCUCCACCCCGGCACUUCCCGCACACAAGUCCAACAGGCCCUACACUGUUUAUGCCCUGGAGCAGGUCCGGCAGCACUACAGGAGCGAGCGCAUCCCGGUCAUGCCAGACUACAGUUACCCGGCCGUGUCCCGCAGCUGCGGGGGGAGUCACACGCUGACCUCUGCCAACCAGCGAUACAUUCGCCUGCAGCACGUCACAAACUUCAACCCGUCCGAGACGUUGGGACGGCCCCUGUCUGCCUCCCAGCUGACUGAGGAGGCAGAUCUCCUCGGAUCGGACGGGCGUUUUUACAAGGCUGGCCUGAACACCAGAGCAGUCAGUAACUCAGACACGAAGCUGACUAGAAUACCUGCCAAAAAAGGCAUGUACAGGAGCAAAGGCAGGGCCAAGCGCCCCCCGUCUGCUGGCUCUUCUGAGGCUAGAAACAACACGCCCCUUCACCCCGACAGUGCCAAGAGCCAGCGCAGCCGCUCAGUCUGCAGUGACUCCGUGCAGGACUGGCCCGUGUCUACUCCAGGCUCGACGUCCCAGAGCCCAGACACCUCAGCCCGGGCAGACACCAGCAGAGAGCCUCAGCCGGGUGCAGAGCUUCACGACGACCUGGGACAGGAGGAGGGGCCGCUCACCAACCUGUAGGGGGCGACGUGGAGCCCCCUGCAGCAUCCCACCUGUGUCGUUUCUUUUUUUUUUUUUUUUUUUAUUACCUGCUGCAGAGACGAGGUAGCGUGCUCCCCAGUUUGUGAUGUAGCCAAAGUCAGAGUGAAUCUGGGUGGGCGUCAGUGACAUUGGAGGAGGUGUAACACUGAAAUCGUUCAACUCGAAAAAGGGCUUUGAACAGUGUGUGGAGUCCAGCGGUUUGUUUCUAUAACCCUUUAAUACAUUUUUGGAGAUUCAUAUAAACCAAAUUUACACUGGUUAUAUGUGAGAUCCUUGCCUUUUUUAAGUUUGUUGAUUUGCCAGUCGUUGCUGUGCUGUUUCUGUCAGUCAAACAGUGUGGGUGGGACUGUGACAUCUUUCUCCUCAGAUUUUCUCAGUGGAGUUUGAGUAUAUGUAGGUGGCGCUGUUUUCUUUUCUUUUCCCUUCUUUUUUUUUUUUUUUUUUUUUUUUUUUUUUUUUGAGGCCAAAUUUUAUCCACAUCCAACCCUGGUGGUUAUAUGGUUAUAGGUGCAGGACAAAAUGAUGUUGCAAUAAGAAAAGGAAAAGUGUCCGCAAACUACAUGUAUGCUCUCAAAUGCUAUUUAAAUGCAACAUUUUGACCUCGACCAGGAAAGCAAUCACAUGCAAAACAUACCAGCCGUGAGUUACAUGGUGCACAAAUCAUCACAUCAAUGGGGAGGCACAGAUAUAAUUGACAUAAAAUAAUAUCGGUAAUACCUCUCAGGACUUUUCCUUAAACUCAAAUCAGGCUCACAUUUGAUGUUGCUUCUUUGUUGCAUUGUUAUUUCACAUGAAAAUCAGCAGUAUGUCAUGAAGAAAAUACAUAAGAGCUGCUAUAUCUCUAUCCAUAGUCGGCGAAGGAGUUGUCCUGUCUCGUGUUAGCAGUCUGCUGUCCCUUGUGUGUGUGUGUGUGUGUGUGUGUGUGUGUGUGUGUGUGUGUGUGUGUUUCUGUUCUCCCUUUUCCAUCUUCUCUCUCUCUCCUCAACCUAAUGUGACUCUACCUAACCAGCCAGUGACUCGCUCUGCUCAGGCCCUCUGCUCAGUGCCCGGCUGCAACCUGUAACUGGUUUUCCAUCUGCAGUUCACCAAACCUGCCUCCUGACCCCAACUCAUCUGGUCUUCGCUUGCCGGCUAUCUGAGCCUGGAAGUUGACUCACUCCCCCACCUUCGCUGGCUGCCUUCCCCCCACCUGCCAAGAAUCACUCACCCUGUUCAUUUACCAAAUAUAAAUGUAAAGAGUGUUUGAACUUUAACUAACCUCCUGCCUCCUGUGUCUGCAUUUGUGGUGCAUCGGUGGACAGUUGUAGAUUUGUGGCUAAACCAUGUUAAUAGAGGGUGGAAAUGCAAUGC
Messenger RNA from Myripristis murdjan (pinecone soldierfish), 4062 nucleotides. RefSeq lists its product as uncharacterized. The record is from RefSeq and is a predicted model, not a curated record. The coding region runs from base 247 to 2691 and encodes 814 amino acids. Lineage: Eukaryota; Metazoa; Chordata; Actinopteri; Holocentriformes; Holocentridae. The transcript has 16 exons.